Messenger RNA from Drosophila obscura, 745 nucleotides. RefSeq lists its product as uncharacterized. Bases 278 to 745 code for a protein of 155 amino acids. The record is from RefSeq and is a predicted model, not a curated record. The transcript is spliced from 3 exons. NCBI's taxonomy places the organism in Eukaryota, Metazoa, Arthropoda, Insecta, Diptera, Drosophilidae.
CGAGUACUUCUGAGCCAGGCUUUGGGCGUUGUUUUCUUUUCGUGUUUGCUGCUGCUUAAAUUAAUAUAACUACAAGGUUUGAGCGCAUUCGCAAAACUCUGAAUGAGACUAGUCCGAAUCGCAGUGGCAACAAACCGUGCGCAGAUGACAAUUAAGUGUUGUGCUGGUUGGGAGCAAGAAGAACAUCGAGUGGCUAAUCCUGCAGGCCAUUGACCGCAUUUAGACGGCGGCAUAACCACACCCAUAAAACCCAAACAAGCCGAGCUCCUGUGGGACUAUGUCCACAAUCGAAGAGGAACGUAAGGCAUACGAAAAAAAUCCCUACUUCACCGGUCACAUCUACGGCAAUUUUUCGCCAUUUUAUGUGACUAUUGCCAUCUGCACCGUUGUACUUGGCACGAUAAUCAUACUGAACAUUAUCUUUGGCUGCUGCUCCAAGCAUCGCAAGUACUGGCAGGACCGACACACAGGCAACCGCUGGUUGGUGUCCAUUUGGUCUUCAACACCGCACAAUCAACCGCCAUUGGACUUCACUGAACUGAAAGACGCCUCCUAUUUCCAGCGUUUCCAUCCCACCACCCAUCAGCAAGUGUUCCCCGACGAAGUGGUUAUUGGUGUGGACGAGUUAGAGCCCGUGCAUUCAGCGCAUCAUCAGCGUCCGCCACGCCCAGAAGGUCGUACUCUGCAUCACCAGCGUCAGCGCGAGGAAUACGUAGAGCUGCAAAAGCGUGAGAGUGACAUCUAA